GUUACGUCGUUUCCGCCCCAUGUUGUUCGCCGUCAGGUGCCGACAUCCGCAUCUGCAUUUGUGUCAGAGAGAGCUGCGGGCUCGGUACUUUAUCGUCCAAGAACCUGACAGGACGGUGUGUUGAUCCGGACCAAGAGGCGGGAAGAAAAAAAGAUGGAGGACGGUUUGAAACCAACCGGCGACACCAAGCUGGACCAGGCUAUCCGGCAGUGGCUGCAGUAUGACCGGAACCCCAAGACAAAAUCCCUGGUGCAGGACAUGGUGAAGGAUGGAUCAAUGGAGGCUCUGAAGAAGUGUUUCUCCUCCAGGAUGGAGUUUGGUACGGCUGGGCUGAGAGCUGCCAUGGGCCCCGGCAUAUCCUGUAUGAAUGACCUCACAAUUAUCCAGACCACGCAGGGUUUCUGUCGCUACCUGGAGCAGAGUUUCGGUAACCUUAAGGAACGAGGCGUGGUCAUCGGGUACGACGCACGCGCCCACCCUACCAGCGGGGGCAGCAGCAAGCGCUUCGCCAGCCUGGCCGCAGCAGUUUUCAUCAGCCGAGGAGUUCCUGCCCACCUCUUCUCUGAGAUCACCCCAACACCGUUUGUGCCUUUCACAGUUUCCCACCUGGGUCUGUGUGCUGGCAUCAUGGUGACCGCCUCUCAUAACCCCAAGCAGGACAACGGCUACAAGGUUUACUGGGAAAACGGCGCCCAGAUCGUGUCUCCUCAUGAUUCUGGAAUCUCCAAAGCCAUUGAGGAGAACUUGGAGCCCUGGCCGGCAUCCUGGAACACAGAGGAGGCCCUGAAGGCCGCCUUGCUGAAAGACCCCUUCCUGGAUGUUAACACACAAUACUUUCAAGCCAUCCAGAAACACUGUCAUCACAGAGAGAUAAACAAGAAAUCAGAGGUGAAAAUAGUGCACACUUCUGUGCACGGCGUUGGUCACACAUUUGUCCAGUCGGCUUUCAAGGCUUUUGAUCUUCACCCCCCGUAUCCCGUAGAGGAACAGAAAGAUCCAGACCCUGAAUUUCCCACCGUCAAAUACCCAAAUCCUGAGGAGGGGAAGGGAGUUCUGACAUUGUCGUUUGCUCUUGCAGAAAGAGAAGGAGCCUCUGUGGUUUUGGCCAACGACCCUGAUGCUGAUCGAUUAGCAAUAGCCGAGAAGCAGGAAAGUGGACAGUGGCGCGUGUUCAGCGGCAACGAGCUCGGCGCGUUGCUCGGCUGGUGGAUGUUCCACUGCUGGAGUGAGCAGAACUCUGACGCUGCCGCGGUGAAAAACCUCUACAUGCUGGCAAGCACCGUGUCGUCCAAAAUACUGAGAGCCGUCGCUCUGAAGGAGGGCUUCCACUUUGAGGAAACCCUAACAGGUUUUAAAUGGAUGGGGAACAGAGCCAAAGACCUCUUGGACCAGGGAAAGAGUGUUUUGUUUGCUUUUGAGGAGGCCAUAGGUUAUAUGUGUUGUAACUCCGUAUUGGACAAGGAUGGCGUCAGUGCUGCAGCUAUCGCAGGGGAGAUGAUUUCAUACCUGGCCACCAAAAACAAAAGCCUCUCCCAACAACUCACAACCAUCUUUGAAGAGUAUGGCUAUCACAUCAGCAAGAACUCCUACUUCAUCUGCCACGACCAGGAAGUAAUCCGCAGCCUGUUUGAACGUCUGCGCAACUUUGGUGGCAAAAAGGACGCGUACCCGUCAGAAUGUGGCCGCUUCUCCGUCUCCGCUGUUAGAGACCUGACCACCGGUUACGACAGCAACCAGCCCGACAAGAAGGCUAUUCUUCCUACCUCCAGCUCCAGUCAGAUGAUCACCUUUACCUUCGCCAACGGUGGCGUCGCCACCAUGAGGACCAGCGGCACCGAGCCCAAGAUCAAAUACUACACUGAGCUCUGUGCUGCACCUGGCAACAGUGAUGUGACACAUCUGAAGAAGGAACUGGAUGAUUUGGUUGAUGCCAUCGUUGAGAACUUCUUUGAGCCUGUGAAGAAUAAGCUGCAGCCCAAGCCAGAGUAGCUCUGAUGGAAGCUUCAUCAGAGCUGAGAAACGUCUCUCUGACCGUCGUUUCACAUCUUAAUUACUCCUGAUGGGAUUGUUUUUUUGGGGUUUUUUUCCCAGAUAAAUUAACUAUUGUUUUUAAGUUUGUCCCAAGAUCUUUAGAUGUUUUACUAGUAAUAAUGACAAAUUGUUUGGUUCAUUUUAAAAUAAUUUGCAUCAGGAAAGCAAAAAUUUCACCCCACUUUAGUAGAAUUAGAAUGAGUCCCUCUGGAUGUUUAUGCCUAAAGCUAUGAGCCAAACUUUUCUAUAAAAUCAAUCAAUCAAUCACUGUGGAGAUAACAUGUUGUGGCCAGUUUUUCUAUUUGUUUUGCUACUUUUGUUUUAAAUAAAUUGCACACAUUCCUCUAGUUACGUCGCAGAAGACAUAAUGGAACUGAUCAGAUGUUUCAAUUACAUUUAUCUGUAUUUUGUGGCUUUUAUUUAUCCUGUGUGUUGGUUGUCCAGAGAAACCAGUUACUUGGAAAUAUUCAAACCAGAAUAUAAACAGAUGUGCACACUUUAACGUUCGGAUGGCAGUCAUCACUGCUUCUGCUUUGCCCAUCACAGCUGGAGUCAAAUUCUGGCUCAGAUGCGUAAAGUUGGAUUUUUUUUUUCUUUGGUGCUCUUUCUAAAAAAACCUAAAUCCCUAAGUUUUAUCCACCUGUGUUUUUAUUCCAAGAGUAUAUUUGUCAGCAGAACAGAGAUACCUCUGUAACUUGAAGUAUACCUCAUUCCUUUUGACCACAACAGUAAACUUGUGUCCCCCUUUAAUGCCACAAUCAUUCCUUUUUUUUCUAGAUGGUAUUAUGCUCUACAUUGCCUGUAUUUGACAUAAUACCCUCUGAAAACACUGCUUUGUAUGAGUGCACUGCUGCUGAUGUGACACAACACAACUAAAUGUUGGGAACUGC
Molecule: messenger RNA, 2921 nt
Organism: Poecilia latipinna (sailfin molly)
Lineage: Eukaryota; Metazoa; Chordata; Actinopteri; Cyprinodontiformes; Poeciliidae
Gene: pgm2
Product: phosphoglucomutase 2
Exons: 13
Coding region: 154-1989 (611 amino acids)
Biological process (GO): purine ribonucleoside salvage; carbohydrate metabolic process
Cellular component (GO): nucleus
Molecular function (GO): phosphopentomutase activity; magnesium ion binding
Source: RefSeq, a predicted model, not a curated record